UAAGUCCCACAUACUUUUUGACGAAAUACCAAAAAAUAUAGCGGCUUGACAAAGGCUUCGUUCGACCACUCAAUUGCACAUUAGGAUGAAGAUAUUGUCGAACGAAUAAAAAGUUAAGUUGGGUGAAAAAACUUUGUUUUCUUCGUCACAAUUGCUUGACUGAAAAAUAGUUUCAUCGAUCGAAUAAAUUUCCUCCUCCAGUUGGAUUAUUCACUCUCGAUGACUAAAAACUCUUCCAACGCAAUUGGAAUAGCAUUACACACGGAAAAAACCCGCUGCAAUUACCAGUCCUGAAAGGCAAUUUUUCACACGACGAUUUCUUGGUACACUUCAAAACUGGAGGCUGAACAAUGAUCGUCAAUUUUUUUGGAGGCAACAAACUUGACCUUCUUUCCCAUAAGAACUAAGCUCAUCGGUAUAUGCACACAGUGAUUUCCAUAGAACGCGUUCAAAGCGGCGAGAGUGGCGGGACAAGGAGUUGGUGAGAGCACGAGACUGAACAGAGAAAAGAUUAUUAGCGCCCGAGCGUGUAAACUCUUGGCUAGAUCUCUGUGCCCAGUUCUCCAUAGAUCGUUCGACGGUGGACAGCAGACAACAACGGUCAUCGCGUACUAAAUUUUAUAAUAAGAAAACGAAGUAUAAGAAAAAUUCGGAAUUCGCGAUGGUGCGUGAAGGCAAGAAGACGAAAAAGGAAAAAAGUGUGAAAAACCAAAAUACAAAAUGCCUUAAUAUACCCACCGGGGAUUUCGUAGCCCCUGACGGGGGGUGGGGGUGGAUGAUCGUGGUGGCAGCCGGAUUUUCUAAUUUCUGCAUUUUACCAAUCGCUCAAUCCUUCGGGCUCCUUUUUCGUGACCGAUUCCAACAACUCGACAUUAAUUCUUCGCAAAUAACUACUAUUAUGAACGUCAACAAUGCCGCUACGGCCUGCAUAGGUUUGACCAACGGUCCACUUUUUCGGAGAUACAGCUACCGUCAAGUGUCUUUCGUAGGUGCACUGGUCAGUGCUGUUUCAAUAUGUGCUCUCUCGUUUGCCACGACUUUUCAGAGUGUGCUUAUUUUCUACUCGAUUUUGUACGGUUGUGGUAUGGGUAUUGCGAUGUCAUCGUGCGCUCUGGCCCUGAAUACUUACUUCAAGAAAAGACGAAGAAUCGCGACUGGAUUCUCGUGGACUUGUACCGGCCUCGGACCAAUAAUAAUGCCGCAGAUCAUUACUUUAUUGAUGCCAAUUUACGGAAUGUCGGGAACUGUUCUGCUCUACGGUGGAUUUGCAUUCAACGCGGUGGCUUGUGCACUUUUGCUGCAACCCGUUGAGCUGCACGUAAAAAAAGGAGAGGCUUGUCAGGCUGCCAAAGUGCCUGAGCAGGAUGAAAAAGUCAAGGAGAAAUUAAUCGAGGCGAAUGGAGUCUUGAAAAUUGACGGAGCCCUGUCGGUCGAGAAUAUUUUACGUCAGCAGGAUAAGCUCGGCAAUUUUGUCGAUAAUCGUUUGAGUCAACGUUUCGGAAGUCAAUAUCUCUACUAUAACGACGACGAGGACGGAGCCGCUGGAAUCGAUGUAUUAGCAUCGGGAACUCCGAUGAUGUCACGUGCCAAUGACGGCUGGUUCUCGAAAAAAAAUGCCUCGAGCGUUUCACUCGCGUCGAGCAGAACGCCGAGGAAGGAUGCUUCGCAAACGACUAGCCGGAGACCUUCGAUCAGUUUGAGCAGAGGAAAUUCCGCGAGAAAUUUAAGCAGUCAAAAUAGUGACGCUGAUUUUUGGAAGAGAAAAAUUUCUACGAACGUUGUUCCACCGUUGAUAAUAGUGAACGAAUCCGAAGAGCAGAAUUCAAAAUCGACGGUCAGUCCUCGGGAGAAAGAGAACGGCGGUGACGAAACGGAGUCUCGUCUUUUGGCAGGACACGAAGUUCCAACGGAAAAGGAGAUCGUGGAGGAUGAAAUCAAUAAAUCGGUGGUCUGGUACAGACGGGCUUUCUACGCUGUUAUCGUGUUUUUCGAUCUCGAUCUUCUACGCGAUCCCAUCUACGUGAACCUCAUGCUCGGCAUAACGUUUGCCAAUUUCGCUGAGCUCAAUUUUGCCCUUUUGACUCCAUUCAUUCUCGGCGAAUAUGGUUUCGCUAAAAUCGAAGUCGCAACUGUUAUGUCCGUUCUCGCUGGAGUCGAUGUUCUCAUGAGAAUCAUCAUUCCCUUUGUCGCCACUCGAAUAGGAUGGCAGAAUCGAACCUUUUUCCUUAUUGGAGUUGGGAGCAUGGCCGCCGGCCGGAUAAUAUUGGCUCACGUGAGAACUUACGGUGUUCUAAUAGCAGUGGCAGUAUUGAUAGGAGCUGGGAAAGCCCUUCGAACAAUUUUCAUGGCGUUGGUGAUACCGACUCACGUGCCAUUGGAGAGAUUGCCGGCAGCGAGUGGUUUGCAUUUACUUAUCAGUGGACUUAUAUACUUGAUACUUGGACCAAUCGUGGGUUGGAUUCGAGACUUGAGCGGCAGCUAUACAGUGACUCUGCACUGCCUAAACCUUCUCACGUACAUGACCAUCAUAUCGUGGACUCUCGAAGUUUGGUACUGCGCCAGGAGGAGUAAGAGACUCGAAAGAAAAAGUGUCGCACCAAUUUGAGAAUAAAGUUCAACUUUUAUCGAAAAUUCUAUGAUAUUUGCGAUAAAAGAAAAAAAAAACAAAAAACAUUCGAUGAACUCGCAAAAAUUUUCAAGAAAACGUGCCUUUUUAUUCUUACCGUCGCUACUAAUAAGAUCAUCGCAUUGGUCUUGGAUCCAGUGAUGAAGACAAAAAAACAUAUCCAGAAAGCAGUAUCGGGAAAUAUCAUCAGUAAAAACAGCGAAAAAACAAAUUUAUCAAAUUACGAUCUUUCUUUGUUUUCGCUACGUCAUUGCGAUGAACCGUGCUCCAAUUUGCAGUCGAUUUGCUGUCGUCAACAUCUGUGUUGAGUCUUUUAUUGCAGACGAAUAAAUGAGGAUGUUUUUUAACACGA
Molecule: messenger RNA, 2978 nt
Organism: Venturia canescens
Lineage: Eukaryota; Metazoa; Arthropoda; Insecta; Hymenoptera; Ichneumonidae
Product: monocarboxylate transporter 12-like
Exons: 10
Coding region: 662-2605 (647 amino acids)
Biological process (GO): transmembrane transport
Cellular component (GO): membrane
Molecular function (GO): monocarboxylic acid transmembrane transporter activity
Source: RefSeq, a predicted model, not a curated record